Molecule: messenger RNA, 765 nt
Organism: Neoarius graeffei (lesser salmon catfish)
Lineage: Eukaryota; Metazoa; Chordata; Actinopteri; Siluriformes; Ariidae
Gene: saxo3
Exons: 5
Coding region: 1-765 (254 amino acids)
Source: RefSeq, a predicted model, not a curated record
AUGCCCCCAACACGUGCCCACGAUGCACCACUUCCUCCUGUCCUCCAGAGACGGAUAUCUCGACCCCAACAUUACAUCGUCACCUCCUACACAGAGCACGACCCCAAACCUGUGGAUGGCGUAUUGAGUAACGUUAUCUAUUCGAAAGCGCCUCCACACUGGCGCACACAUUUCCUGAAUGACCUGGCUCAGAAGUUGCGAGACACUCGAUCAGUCAGACUUGUCUCUGCGCCACCUGUCACUGAGAUGCAGGAGCAGUACAGGGGACGAUCUGCACCGUACGAGCCUCAGGAGCCUCACUACAGGACGCUGCAGGCACAGCUUGGACAGAUCCAUCAGUCUUCAGGUCUGCUGCUGCCCAAAGAACCUGCGCUCAGCACAACUCGCACUGACUACAGGCACUUCAGCAGGUCUGAAUUGGCUCCUCUCUCUGCCUUGGAUGCUUCGCCCACCUGUGGACCCUUCACCAAACGUGCCGCACUGAUCCGCCCCCCACCUCACAGCGCCCUGCCCGGUGCAUCCUCUCAGCUGCAGUUGCCCCGCCCAUCUAUACCGGUACCCCAUGGAGGCAGAAGCAGCGUGUACAUGGAUAGUUUCAGUAGACCUGCGCCCCCGCCCAUGUCCUCCACCCAUGUCGCUGUCCUUGCUGAGACAAAACGCACAGAGGAGAGUGGGUGGGGCUUACUGCAGCAUAUCCCGGACGUGCCGGAGAUGUACAGCACAGAGAACCAGAUGUAUGGGAAAGGGAGGCUGGUGCUCGUGUGA